This is a messenger RNA of Drosophila erecta, 725 nucleotides long. RefSeq lists its product as uncharacterized. Bases 168 to 386 code for a protein of 72 amino acids. The record is from RefSeq and is a predicted model, not a curated record. NCBI's taxonomy places the organism in Eukaryota, Metazoa, Arthropoda, Insecta, Diptera, Drosophilidae. The transcript has a single exon.
UUUAGUACAACUAAAUUACCAAAGACAGGCUGGAUGUGCGGAUGGUCCUUGAGUAUGACGUAAGUUAAGAGCUAUGCAGGAUCAGAGUUGUGAGAACUGUUAGAAACUUCGCCAUUCCCAGACCUAGUAUAUUUUUCGUUUUAAUCUGGCGCCUGACCGUGCAAAUUAUGUAUCCAUACGGAUACAUGGACUGUUCGCUGCAGGAUGCCUUGGAUAAUGAGCACCUGAUAUGGAACAAGGGAGAUCGCUUGGAAAACCAGAUGAUGAUGCUGAUAAGGGAAUCCAUUCGCACCACGCUGCUGCUCGUGAUGAUGAUGGAGGUGAUGCAGACGAUGAACGCAGCCGUGAAUAUUCCGAUCCCGAUGGUCAUGGCCGCCAGAUUUUAGUCUCCGAUCUGAACUCUGUCCCUGCUUAUUGCUAUAGAAGCUAUAGAUGUAGCUCCAGUCGUUUAUGGCCCCAUCAAAACAACAGUGCUCAAAUAAUUUCGUCUUGGGGUAGGACCGCCAUUGUGCCAACGUUCGUCGACUUUGUCGUUGUCGCCGCUGCCCAUUUAAUCAGUACAUUUUAUUUUUAAAAAUGUUAUUAAACAAUAUUUGCCUUAGCAAAAGCCCGACGCUCGCAGAGCAAUAAACUUUUCAGCACUUGAGCCGUUCGCUUGACUAAAUGACUGAUUGACUGACCGACUGAUUGACUGACUGCCUGACUGAUUGACCGAACGACUGACG